Messenger RNA from Carcharodon carcharias (great white shark), 3371 nucleotides. RefSeq names its product zinc finger protein 239-like. Gene Ontology annotation, biological process: negative regulation of transcription by RNA polymerase II. The coding region runs from base 711 to 1502 and encodes 263 amino acids. Gene Ontology annotation, molecular function: DNA-binding transcription repressor activity, RNA polymerase II-specific. NCBI's taxonomy places the organism in Eukaryota, Metazoa, Chordata, Chondrichthyes, Lamniformes, Lamnidae. The transcript is spliced from 2 exons. The record is from RefSeq and is a predicted model, not a curated record.
ACAGCAGCUGCAAUAACUGAGGUUUUAUUCAGAUGGGACAAUGACAAGUUUAAAUUCCCACCUGAUCUACUGCUCAAAGUCGCCUCCAUUUCACUGGUCAGUUUCCCAAGCUUCAGGAAACUCAUGUUGCCCAAAAAUAUUAGGAUUGGCUGUGAGAGACGUCAAUCAGAGAGCCCACCCACUCUGCCCAUUCUCUCCUCUUCCUCCUCCACAGCUGGUUCACUUCCUGUAAGGACUGAAAACCAAGUGAGGAGAUGAAGGAUUGCACCGUACUACACCAGAGAAUACAGAGAGGAUAAACACCGCAGAUAGAUCCUGACCAUCACCCAAGCAACAACUGCACAACUGUGGGAAGACAUCCAGUCCCUUCACAGCAUUGCUCAACACAGAGAAGCUUGGGCAGUGAAACUAUCAUCUGGAAAUCGGUCAGGUCAGGGGAGCUUUGACAUAUCAUCAGAUCUGAAUCUGGUCAGUGGUGUGGAGCCUUCCAUCAGAACCAACCUUUCUGAAGGUUCGGCUGUGGGUGGUCAGUCAGGGUGAGGCUGGGAAGAAGUGUGAGUGGGUUCCAAGUGUGGUGAGAGUUUCAAUCAUUCAUCGAACUUCAUGAACCACUGACUCAUUCCUACAGGUGAGAGGCUGUUCAGGUGUGAGGUGUGUGAGGAGGGCUCCACGGGAUGCAUCUGUUGUACAAUGUGUAACAUGAGAGCUAAAUGGAAGAGAAGCCAUUCAAAUGUGUGAUGUGUGGCAAAUCGUUCUCGUGCUCAACUCAAUUCCUCAGACACCAACACGUUCACACGGGGGAGAAACCAUUUACAUGCAUUGUUUGUGACAAAUCAUUCUCAUCGUCAUCCACCCUCCACAUACAUCAACGCAUUCACACAGGGGAGAAACCAGUCAAAUGUGAGGUGUGUGGCAAAGCCUUCACACAGUUAUCACAUCUCCUGGUCCAUCAGACAAUCCACACAGGGGAAAGGCCCUUCAAGUGUGAGGUUUGCGAUAAAGCUUUUGCGACAUCCACGAGGCUCCUGGAACACCAUAGCAUUCACACCGGGGAGAAACCCUUCAGUUGUGAGUUGUGCAACCGAGCCUUCGCACAGUCAUCAGCACUCUCACAACACCGACGCAUUCACACAGGGGAGAAACCCUUCACUUGUGAAGUGUGCAACAAAUCGUUCUCAGGCUCAUCAACCCUCCGCAUUCACCAACGCAUCCACACUGGGGAGAAACCAUUCACGUGUGAAGUGUGUAACAAAUCAUUCUCGCAUUCAUCGACCCUCCGCACACACCAACGCCUCCACACUGGGGAGAAGCCAUUCAAGUGUGAGCUGUGUAAUAAGGGUUUUGCACAGUUGCCAGGCCUGGUGAGUCACCGGCGCAUUCACAAACGGGAGAAGAAAAGAUUCACGUGUGAGGUGUGUAAAAUGGACUUUGAACAACUAUGGGGCCUGUUGGAUCACCAUCGUGUUCACACAGUGGGGAAUCCAAGUGAGGUGUGUGAUUGAGCCUCACAUAGUCAGCAGCGUUCACGAAUCAUUGACGUAUCCACACAGAGGAAAAUAUGUUUCAGUGUGUGGUGUGAGACAACUGUGAGUGAUACUUGUGAAACACUGACACAUUCACACAGUGGAGAAGCCAUUAAGUAUGAAGCAUUUAAUGAGGGCUUUGCACAGUCAUCAGGCCUGAUGUAUGACUGAUGUAUUGACAUUGGAGAGAAACUAUUCACAUGCGAAGUGUGUGGCAAAGCCUUCACAAACUCAUCAGAACUCCUUGUCCUUGCUGGAAGCCACACAAGGAAGUAACCAUUCAAGAAUGAGUUGAUGAAGUUGCUUCAAAGUCUUCAGCCCGCCUGGAACACAACCAGAUUCACACAGUGCAGAAACUCUUCAAUUGCAAUGUUUCUGACAAGGCUUUCACCCACUCAUCUGAUAUCCUGCAGCAUCAACAGUUCCACAUAGGAGAUAUACUCUCCAGGUGUGAGGUGUGUGACAAGGCUUUCACACAGUCAGUGUAUCUCCUGGUCCAUCAACACACUCAUACAGGGGAGAAACCCUUUCGGUGUGAGUUCUGUAAUAAAGCCUUCUAGAGUUGUUGGACCUCCGGGAGCAUCAGUGAAACCAAAUGGGAGACAAACCCUUCCAGCGUGAUGUGUGAAUGGGUUGUUUCACCUACUCCUCCUCUCUCACCAUACACCAACACCUCCACACGGACCUGGAGCUGGGUCACCUGCUUCCAUUACUCUGAGAGUUGUCUGUGUUGUUUACCCUCCAGUACUCACACAGGGGAGCUGGCGUUCCAAAUCAUUGUCUGUCUCAGCAGUGUCUGCUCGAAGCUCUCCCACCAUCAGUCCAGUCGUUUCAAGAAGGUCAAUUUAACCUUUGACCAGUUCACCAAACGUCACCAAAUGAAGACAUCAACAUGUAUAGAACUCCUGCUAAUGCACAGAUGCCACUGUGUCUCUGGGAAGAUUUCCUCAGCCACAGGAAAUAGGCAAUUAAAGAGAAUGCGUGUCAGGAUUUACCCUGUUAUGAACAAGUUAAUGAUCUGUCCAGCAGACAUCAGUCCUUGUUCCUCAUCCACAUAGCAAAGGUAAUUUUGGGAAACGGGUCUUGAAGGUGGAUAUGAGGGAGUGGUUAAACCAGAUUGACAGCUACAGAAGCAUUGUGGUGAAUGAAGGGCCAGAGUAAAGUUGCGAAUUAGAAAGCACUGUCUACCUCAACUAGGGGAAGAGCGUCUUCCAGAAAUGGAAACUGAUUGGUCUAUGGAUCACUGGAUUCCUGUAACCAUUGGUGGGUUUGUAUGAUGGAAACAAGCUUCAUCCUGUGCCACUAAAGUUUGGUGUCAUUUCUGACCAUCAGAAUUGGAAGCCAGACUAAAGCGCAGAGAUUUUAAAGAAACUUCUGUCUGUCGUAUUCUGAGAGAGUUUCCCCUGAUGUGAGUGUGUUAGUAAAGUGAGCCAGCUCUCAGGAGUGGAUACGGGGUAGAAUCAGACCCUGCUUUAGUUGGUGGUUUGAACUAUAGAUGGAUUAUGUCAGGUGACGGGUGUUUGACUAAUACCAUGGGUAAUGUUUGUACUCUCCUGUCUGGGAGGACUACGAUCCUGAGCAUGGUGAGGGAGUGGGUGUACUACAGUCCUGAGUUUCCUCAGCCCAUUAUACCUCAAUGUAAUAACGGUGUGAUAUGUUCACCUUACACUCUUCCAAGAUUCAUUUCAUGUUCAAGGAAGGCUCUUGUGUCAUUUUGAAAUGCUUAUGUCAUUUUAGUUGAUUCAAUGUUUACUAUAGGCUGAAUAUUAUGUUUUUAUUUGUCUGAUGUUUUACUAACCUUCUGUAUAGAUUAAUAACUCACAAUAAAUUCUUUUUGCUUAACGCAAA